AUGUCUCCUCUCUUUUUUUUCCUAGUGGUAAACAUUAAUAAGCAAGUGGAUGAAGAAGCCAUUAAUAUGGAUCCCCAUGCAUGUUACGUUCUACGCGUUUGGGGCCGUUGGGCCAUUGCCGGGAACCAUUUAAUGAAAAUUGUGUUCUCUAUAGUCAAAGUAGACCUCAUCAGUAGACCUACACCUACUAUACUUAGUUCAAACUCAGACUCUCAUCAGUAG
Messenger RNA from Brassica rapa (field mustard), 222 nucleotides. RefSeq lists its product as uncharacterized. Lineage: Eukaryota; Viridiplantae; Streptophyta; Magnoliopsida; Brassicales; Brassicaceae. The record is from RefSeq and is a predicted model, not a curated record.